AUCCCAAACACCGGUAACAAACUUCCAGCCCUACGUGCUUCUAUCAAAAAUUGGAAAAGGAAGGGCUGCUUGGUUGGAUUUUCCCACUUUCCCAUGUUAACAGAACAGAUUCUUAGCACUUGGCCAUUAAAUAUUUCCACACAGUUUCUUGAGAAGACCAAAACCAAUCUCACCACCUCGUCUUCCCGUGUCGUUAUCCUCCCAAUUGUACCACUUCCUCCAAAAUGGUAAUAACAUAAUACUAUAAUCUUUUGUUCUUUCUCAGCUCACAAUGUUUACCGGUCAGUGUCGCACAGUGCAUCCUCAUUGGUUUGUUUAUGGUGGAAUCAAUUGUUGGCAUGCAUCAGCUGAACAAAUUACUACUGCAAGCGAAACCACUACAGUACACUACUAGCUAGGCCAAUUCCAUCACGUCUCUCUCAGUCUUCCUGUGGGUGCUGAUCUCCGUUCUCUCUUUCCUGUUUCGGUCCCCGUAGAGAUCUCCAACGUCCUCAUCGUACUUUCAGCUUUGAUCACCAGCUCUCAAAGGAAAGGUACGCUGAAAAGCAAAAAACCCAUCCGAGGUUUCGUUAUAUUCAUCUGAUUCUGUGUCGGUUCUGCUGUGAAUUUUUUCCACGGGGAAAGUUGGUACCCAUCUUGUUUCUUCUUUGUGGCGUGUGCUGUAAUGGGUCUCUGAUUCGGAUCGAAGUUCGAUUGCAGGAUGGAGGAGAUUACUAACGUGAUGGAGUAUGAAGAAAUCGCGAGGCAGAAAUUGCCCAAGAUGGUAUAUGACUACUACGCCUCUGGUGCUGAGGACCAGUGGACUCUCAAGGAAAACCGCAAUGCCUUCUCUCGAAUCCUGUUUCGUCCUCGGAUUCUCGUUGAUGUGAGCAACAUUGACAUGACAACGACUGUACUGGGCUUCAAUAUUUCGAUGCCAAUCAUGAUUGCUCCAACCGCUAUGCAGAAAAUGGCACACCCUGAUGGGGAGAAUGCGACAGCAAGAGCAGCUUCUGCAGCUGACACCAUUAUGACUUUGUCAUCAUGGGCUACAUCCAGUGUUGAAGAGGUAGCUUCAACAGGCCCUGGCAUUCGCUUCUUCCAACUCUAUGUGUAUAAAGACAGGAAUGUAGUCGCUCAGCUGGUUAGGAGAGCCGAAAGAGCCGGAUUCAAGGCAAUUGCUCUUACAGUUGACACUCCAAGGCUUGGUCGGAGAGAAGCUGAUAUCAAGAAUAGGUUUGCUUUACCACCCAAUCUGACGCUGAAGAACUUUGAAGGCUUGGACUUGGGCAAAAUGACAGUAGACAAGACCAGUGACUCAGGAUUGGCCUCCUAUGUUGCUGGCCAAGUCGACCAGACGCUUAGCUGGAAGGAUGUGAAGUGGCUUCAAACCAUCACCUCACUGCCAAUUUUAGUGAAGGGGGUGCUGACAGCUGAAGACGCGAAGCUGGCAGUACAAAAUGGAGCAGCAGGGAUCAUUGUGUCCAAUCACGGAGCCCGCCAGCUCGACUACGUUCCAGCCACCAUCACUGCUCUGGAGGAGGUUGUGAAAGCUGCACAGGGUAGAGUGCCUGUGUUCCUAGACGGUGGAGUUCGCCGCGGGACAGAUGUGUUCAAGGCACUUGCGCUGGGAGCUUCUGGUGUAUUUAUUGGGAGGCCUGUGUUGUUCUCAUUGGCGGCAGAUGGAGAAGCUGGAGUGAGGAAAGUACUGCAGAUGCUGAGGGAUGAGCUUGAACUGACAAUGGCGCUAAGCGGCUGCACAUCGCUCAAGGAGAUUACCCGCAGUCACAUCGCUACUGACUGGGACCCUCCUCGCUCGCUCCCUAGCAGCAAGUUAUGAAUUGAAUUGGAACCCCGUAGUAAUGUUGUGAAUAAGAACCUCCCCCAUUGUUGGAAAAAGCUUGGAUCCAUCCAUCGUUGUGUAAACUUGAAGAUCGUUGAAAAUUGAUGAUGCACGCACUUUGUAAGAAGAGGAUCAAGUAGCCAUGAGAAUGGCACUGCAACUAUGAAGUAGCGCCAUCAUUUUAAGUGUCACCUAGCUACUUAGAGACAACAACUGUUAAUUUGUGUGGGUGAUAUUUGUUUUACGGAGAUUUUAAUUUAUUAAUAAAUGUAUUUCUGUGGGUGGUUUGGAUUGAGUAUAGGCAAACUUGUUAUUUGGGUCAGAUUUAAAUGAUGGUCUUUUUAAACAAAGAUAAACUUUUCCAUAGACUUACUAUCCCAUCAUAAUAAAGCCCCCUUGUUGACUGAAAAGCACUUGAAGUCUGAAGAAGAGCUCUCAUUUAAGUACCCGCCUCCAAGCCCAAGAGCUACUCUGACUCAUCUUACUACUAUCCAGACAAUGCAGUUAAAAAUGCAAUUCUACCUAGAAGCGGUUGGGUGACCUAGAAGCGUAAAACCGUAAGCUUUUAAGUUUUAAAGCGUAGAUUUUGACUACAUUUGUAAGGGAAAACCACGAUUCUACAUAAAAGCGUUUUGGCGACCAAAACAGGUAAAAGCGUAAUCUCUUAAGUUUUAAUGCACGAUUUUGACAGCAUUGUAUCCAGAGGCUACCAAAUUUCACCUUAUAUUUUAGAAUCCAAGCGACCCAGAUCCCCUCACACUGUAUGGUAUGGCUGUAACCCGGGCGCUUAUCUUGUGAAUUGCCAUACUUUCUAUUUUAAUUAAAUACUCAUAAACGGACAGCUUUUCGUUAAAAUAAGCCAUAUAAUUCUUGUAGUGCGGGCUCGGUUCCAAGAGAAUAGAUCUCUAAGCUCCAAAUUCCAUUAACCCCAUUCCUUAUGACUUUUGACUACUCGUUCUCAUCCAAUUUUUUUCACGCCCCCAUCACCACUAUGCCAAAGGAACGUGGAACAAAUGUUAUAUAUGUAG
This is a messenger RNA of Linum trigynum, 2850 nucleotides long. The record is from the annotation of a GenBank genome assembly. NCBI's taxonomy places the organism in Eukaryota, Viridiplantae, Streptophyta, Magnoliopsida, Malpighiales, Linaceae.